AUGUCAGUCUCCUCCUUGAACGAUGACUGGGUCCAGUGUCGAGCGCCCAAUGAAUUGCAGAGCGACAUACUGACGUGGACUACCUCAAUUUCACGAUCUCGCGUGUCCACUGUGGACGGCCUUGGCUUCAGCGAAAAUAUAGAUGUCGAGUCUAUGAACAGUCUGGAAAGUCUACUCCACACGGUGCAACAACUGAAAUUGAAACGUUUUCAAGCCGAAGAUUUGGAGGAAAUCCGCUUUGUAGCUGCAGGGGAGACGUUCGCUGUCUCAGAAUGCAAGUAUGAAGGCACUGUCGUUGCUAUCAAGCGUAUCCAGCUCAACGAAGAAGGAAAAAGCCUCGAGCGUUCCUACUUCCAAAGGCGACUACAAUCUGUCUUGCGCGAAAUCCUGAUUAUGUGCCAUCCGCCGCUCGCACACCACCCGAAUAUCAUUAAUAUCCUGGGUUAUGGCUGGAGCGUUGAAAACCAACGCCCGUCGACGUUCAUCUCGGUUGAGUUUGCGUCGAAGGGUACACUGAGGGCAUACAUGAAGGAGAAAGAACACCCGAUUAGAACGAAGUUGCUUCUUAUGGGUGAUGUAGGCGCGGGUCUUAUGGCACUUCACAAAUGUGGAAUCAUUCAUGGAGAUUUAAAAAUGGAUAACAUCGUGGUAUUUUCGUCAUUGGACCGGCCUUGCAUGUCGAUCGCCAAGGUGUCCGACUUUGGACAUUCCAUUAUCGUGGGAUCCACCUCAGAGAAGAAGAUGCAGUAUUUUGGAACCACCUUAUAUAAUGCACCAGAAGUUGCCCAGCAGAAGGACAACCCCAUCCCAUUGGAGCAGCUUCACAAAUGCGACAUCUGGGCUUUCGGUCUCUGUGCGUGGGAAAUAUUGGCAAACGGCCAGCUCUAUUUUCAGCGUAGCUGGCGCAGGAACUCUCUCUAUGAACGUCCCCAUUCCAUGUCCACAUUAUUGACAUCCCCGACCAGCUCAGAGGCUCCUGAUGACAUUGACGAGGAUGAUCAGCAUGUUUUCGGUCACUUUAACGUCUCUCAUCUCAGGGCUCUGGCGAUAGACUUUGUGAACAACCUGAAAAUACCCGGAAUUGGCUUUGAGAGAGGAUUUCUACGUCCCUUGAUGGACCAUACUCUGCAUGUCGAUCCGGCACAAAGGAUCUCGGACCUCAGUCGUCUCCCAAUCAUUGUUUCAUGGCACAAGACGCCCGGUGGGCACUCGCUUCAGUCAAAGCUCGCAACAUAUGCCAUGUCUGGGGAUGUCAGAUAUUCGAUCUUUAGCAGAGAGAGCGGCCCAUACAUCAUCUGGGAGCAGCAGCAGCAACUCUUGCAAGACUUUGAAACCGUGGCCAAGGGGUCCAAAUCUAAUAAACACGAAGGUUCCAUCGCAUUCCAAACCAUGCUAUGCUAUGUGAACGCUUUUGGGACAUCUCAAGAUCUGAUUAAGGCGACUUCCUUUCUUCAAAUGGCCGAGGAUGAGGGUCAUAUGGUCGCUCGCAUACUGGGGCACCGUAUACUCAAUGGCUUCAAUGAGAGCUCAACCACCGAGGUACAACCGUAUAAUGAAUGCCUUGCUUUGGGGUUCAGUGCCACCAGAACACCUGAAAUCAUAACCUCCUUGGUUGCGUUUGAUGGGGCGUCGGUCACCAAAUUCACCAACUAUGCUGAUUUUCGCAAAGUCUUUUAUGAGCGAAGACCCCAGUCAUGGACGAACGACAAAGACGGGGUGCUUGGUGGUUUUGUCUCUAUAAAUGGAUCCACUUCGCAGCAUUCCUUGCUGGAAGUUGCACUACAUCAGGGUGAUGCUGAGUUCGUGGAGAGGCUGUUACCUCUUGUAGGGCAGUCGGAGGCAGCCUCAAAACUGGAUUCUCUUCUUGUGUCGGCGGCUUCUCGAGGUCAUGACAGCAUAGUUAUCCCCCUUCUGAAAUCCGGUGCGAAUAUUUCCUCUGUGCUUCCAGCUCCAUCGCUCCUUCAUUGGCUCUUCAGUCUGGAUGAGACCACUCUCCACGAAGUCCAGUCGUUUUUGAAAGACCAGUCUCGCGACUCCGAUUUCAAACUUGCACUAGAUUAUGCGACUACUGAUGGCAUUAUACUCCACCCUCAAUGGCCAUUUCGGGUGCAUGGAACACCUCUUGCUAUAGCGAUCGCAUCUGGCAGCAAGUCCGUGGUCACGUUCCUCCUCAGUCUGGGUGCAGAUCCCCUAGCUCCCGCCAUUGAAAACACCGACGACAGUACAGGCCCCAAUUUUUCGCCAAUCCAUCUUGCAGUCAAGUAUCAUCACCCCGAUAUACUUCUGCUGCUUUGGAAAGCGGCAUUCGAUGAAACGACGGUGACUGGCACUCAUCUGCAUCAAGCCGCUACCUUGGAGUCUUUUCCAAUUGCCUGUGCUUUGAGUCUAUUGACGAAUGCGGAACGAUUUGCUAUUCAUGGCUGUAUGUAUAAGCAGAGGCUGCGCGAGACGAUCAAGCUUCUCCCGCUGGAUCUUCUCCUCCAGCCAUCUCCCGAAGGCAGAAAUUCAGUCACGCAGGCCAUUGAUCUCGAAGAUGUUGACACAGUUGAGCUCCUUCUUGAGCAUGCCCCUACCCUGGCCAGCAUGGAGUUAGUUCAGCCUGAUAGCACAUCCCUGUUUACAUACCCGUUUCAUUUCGCCGUACAAAUUGCCUCCUGUCGCGAUACAAGAGAGUCUGAGCAGAUUGCGGAAUCCAUCCUCAAACUCGAUUCAGCAGCUAUCAAUCGACCUGACAGCGCAUCAAUCAAGCCAAUGCAUAUCGCUGCGAUGGGAUCUUCGGAUCGAAUGACUAAGUUUCUUCUGGCUCGCAAUGCUUCUUGCCAUGAACUGGACGGAAGAAGGCGUACCCCUCUUCACUUUUGCCGGUCACUGGUUAACGCCAAGAUCUUGAUGCUUGGGGGUGUGAGCAUCAACCACAAGGACGAUUUUGGCUUCACUCCCGCGCAUGCCGCGGCCUCCCAGGGAGCAGACGAAGUUUUGAAGGCGCUGAUGGAUGCUGGGGCCGACCUGACGCAGGCGGUCAACGAGAUCGGAACGCCGCUCCAUUGUGCUGUUCUGCGGAAGUCGCGCACAAGCAUAGAAAUUCUCUUGGCGGCUGGAGUUGAUGUAGAGGCGAAGAACCGUCUUGGUCGGACUCCACUUCACCUGGCAAUGGACAUCGGGCGCGCUGAUCUUGUCUCCAUGUUAUUCAAGAAAGGGGCGGACCCUUUCGUAGAGGAUGCAAAGGGCUCUUCUCCAUUCAGUAUGUCUCUUGCUUGGGAGAAUCCUAGUAUUUUCAACAUGUUCCGGCCUCCGGACAACUUUGUCGUCGAAAAACUACAUGUCAAUGCGUUGAUAUUUGGUGCUGCCAAGGGGGAAUCGUCCGUUUUUCGGCAGUACCUGGAAAAAUUACCCAACCCAAGCCGCAAUCUCAGUCGUGUACAUUCGCCAAAGCUCUAUGUCACUGCCAUCAAUGUGGCCGCAGAGGCCUUCAGAGUGGAUUUGGUGAAAAUGUUGCUCGCAUAUGGCUUCAAUGUUAACACCCCCGAUGAGAAAAGCAACACUCCUCUUCUCCGAGCUUGUCAAGCAGGCCGCACUGAAGUUGAAUUCUUUUCAUACCAUCGGACCCACAUGUGUGAGACGCUUAUACAGCAUGGGGCAGACAUACUAGCCCGUAACAAUCGGGGGCUGACGUCUUUCUCCAUUGCCCAAGCCCACGCCGACUAUCCACUGAUGACUCUUUUCUUGUCACAACGUCAAGUUGACUUAUCAAUCAGACUCUCACGCAUACUGGAAUCCAUCAAGAAUCCUGAGAAAGACGAUGUGUUUUGCGAGUCAUCAAGAGCGCUCAUGGGUGGUGAUAUUGUCGAACCGAAGCUGGUCUUCGAUGCAGCCCAGAAAGACGAAUGGGAGUUUGUCAUGACCUGUGUUGCCGGGCAUUUCAUCAAUAAAAAGAAUUUGAAACACAUAUUUCCGAGAACGGAAUGGAAGAAGCCCAGUGUGGAUACUCUGGAUAUGCUGCGUUAUCACUCAGUCAAAAUGGACCGGGACCUGGUUCAGUAUCUCGCUUCAGGUGCUCGGGAAAGCCCUUCUGCAGUUCGGGAAAGUCCUCACGAUGUUGGUAUUCAAAACGUUGAGCUCGAAUUCCUUAGGUCAAGAGAUGCUCUGAACGACCUUCUUUGGCCGGAAGAGGCCAAGAAGGCGUUCGAUGAAGCCAUGGUAAAAUCCGAGAAGGAUUAUUUCCAUACCCUGAAUGCAUUGACAGAUCUUGAAAACCAACAGGUGGCCUUCUCUGGUAAACUACAGGAAUAUUUCGCUCAAAUUAUCUACAAGUCAAAAGAGCGCACGAUAUCACUUGACGAUAUUAUGUGGUUCAGAUCGCUUGAACGGGAUAUUGACUCAUACAACCAAGUUAACUUCUUACAUCGAUUACAAACUAUUUCAAAUAAGGCGAAGGCAAUGGAAGAACUUGCAUUGAGGCCCAACAAAGCUGCACCCUGGGCUGAGCUCCGUGAUCGGACAUUGACUCUUCAAGGACGGAAGGGGAUGGUCGAUGAAACAGUUCUGAAAGCCAAGGAAAUCACGAAACUCUUUCUUCCUCCCACUCACACCGAAUCUGGAAAUGAUAACGUCGAAGAUGGCAGAGACGAUGAGGUCGGUGAGAUGACUUUGAGUCCUGGAAGAAGGCGCUACAUUGAAACAUCUGCCAAUAUCUUGGAUGGCAUGAACAGGAACCUGCUUCGAUCUGGGUUUCCAUGGACAGACACGAUAUCUGAGGCUCAAAAUGUAAAGCGCGAAAUUUCCGAGAGGGUAAGAAGCUCGGGAGAGUUUCAUGCAUGUGACCAUCACCUUCAACCUCAGCCUUAG
Molecule: messenger RNA, 4845 nt
Organism: Penicillium daleae
Lineage: Eukaryota; Fungi; Ascomycota; Eurotiomycetes; Eurotiales; Aspergillaceae
Exons: 3
Coding region: 1-4845 (1614 amino acids)
Biological process (GO): protein phosphorylation
Molecular function (GO): protein kinase activity; protein binding; ATP binding
Source: RefSeq, a predicted model, not a curated record